AUGGGUGCAGCUGGUGGAGUCUUUCUACGCUUCUGCGGCCUCCUUAUUCGAGUGCUGCAAUUUCUCGACGCUGCCGUCAUCCUUGGUAUCUUCUCAUACUACCUCGCUAUCCUCUCGAAACAUGAUCAAACCAUCGACACAUGGGUCAAGGCCGUUGAAGGUUUGGCCGGUGCAGCUACUUUAUACAGUCUGCUCGGUUUACUCUUCGUCUGCUGCCUCGGUGGCGUGACAUUCUUCGCUUUCCUCGGCGUUGUCUUCGACGUUCUUUUCACUGGCGCUAUGAUCGCUAUCGCCGUUAUGACUCGCCAUGGCACCAACAGCUGCUCUGGCCAUGUCAACACCCCCAUCGGCUCAGGUAACGCAAGCGAUGACAGCCCUUCGAAGCUGAGCUACGGAAUGGCUUGCAAAUUGGAGAAAGUCGUUUUCGCAGUUUCGGUGAUUGGAAUCUUCUUCUACCUGAUCUCGAUCCUCUUCCAGGUCCUUUUGGCCCGCCACCACAAGCGCGAGAAGCGCUUCGGUCCUUCCCCUGCCAACGGCUACACUUCUGGUAGCCGCAAGUGGUUCUGGAGCCGCAACAAGAACAACCCUGAGACCAACGGUGUCAAUGACAACGCUCUGCCUGGCCAUCCCACCCCCGCUGAUGUUGAGUAUGGCACCGAGCCCAAGGCUGAGAAGAAGUGGCUCGGCGGUUGGGGACGCAACAAGAACACCGCUGCUGCGAACGGCACCACUGCGACGGGUGCCGCGAAUGGCAAUGGAUAUGGAUAUGGCAACUCCGCUUACACUGGUAAUUACUAA
Penicillium pulvis is the source of this 798-nucleotide messenger RNA. RefSeq lists its product as uncharacterized. NCBI's taxonomy places the organism in Eukaryota, Fungi, Ascomycota, Eurotiomycetes, Eurotiales, Aspergillaceae. The transcript has 2 exons. The record is from RefSeq and is a predicted model, not a curated record. Bases 1 to 798 code for a protein of 265 amino acids.